AUGGUAUCCCGUGGAUUGACUAUCCCAGCGCUCUUCCAGCUGUGUUUGUUGUUGAUUUUGGCACCAUACAUCAAAGGCAGAACAUCGGAGAAAUGUCUCCCGGGCAAUACAUGUCGAUCUGAAAAACCUCCCGUAGUCCUAAGUAAGUGGUCAUUGUUUAUCAUUGAUGUAUAACGUAAGCUAGCUAGCUCUUCUAUUUUCAUCUAUUCAUUAUUGUGAAACAGAUUGCCUGACAGCUUGGCUAACGUCAGACAGCUAACAAGGCUAGUUAGGAGAAACUCAUGCGUCCUGUUUCUCAGAAUCCUUUUUUUUAUUUUUAUGUUCCUCUUGUUGAACUGAAUGGUAUUCUUUCUUUACAUAAAGGGGGUAAAAAGUAGCUAAUAUACAAAUCAACUAAACUGUUGUUGGUCGAUGCAUGCUUAAUAAGGCUACAUUGUUGUCUCCAACUUUACAAUGUAACGUUAGUAUCUAUGUCUCGAAUUGUUUACUCGGAUUAGUGGAGACAUCGCGGUGAUUCAGGCUCGAACGACUGACGGGUGGUCAUAUGACUGGCAAAGAGAACAGAAUUUGACUUGGACAGUUUGUUUCCCAUGCGCUACAAUGUAUCUAUCGGCCGGUCUAUCUAGCUGCUGGCAUUGAGAACAGAAAAUGAUCAAUCCUAUCACCUUUAAUUAUAUUCACAAGUUAUACAGUUAAUCAUGAAAAUAAUUAUAGCAGCCUAGAAGUUAGUAGUAUGGUUUGUAUGGUAUGUUUCAACAAAGGGUAUCUCACUGCCUUAUCUAGAGUUUGGCAAGUUACAACAUUUAACGGUACCCUAGCAGUAUUUGUCUACAUACAUGUGAUAGCGGUCAGUGAAGUUUGCCCUAGGUCAGCGUUUCCCAAACUCGGUGCAUGUUUCGGUUUUUGCCUUAGCACUGCACAGCUGAUUCAAAUACUCAACAAAUCAUCAGCUUUUAUUAUUUUAAUCAGCUGUGUAGUACUGUGGCAAAAACCAAAACGCGCACCCCUUGGGGUCCCCAGGACUGAGUUUGGGAAACGCUGCCCUAGGGUUUCCUUUCUGGUUUCAGCUUUUAAUUUGUGGUUGACUCAGGGUCACAAAGGGUUGUAUGUACUCACAGACUCACAUGUUGAAAUCUAAAUCUGAGUUUGUUUCAAAUAUUUCCAGAAAUAGGGUGGUGGGAGGUACACUCAGUGAUUUUUCUAGUACAUUGGGCUAAUAAAUGGUAACUGAUCAACUUUAUCACACUCUAAAUUGAUAGUGUUCUGCCUUUCGCCAGUCUUUUAUUGGCCAUCCUCAUCAUAUUGUCUUGUCCCACAGUUCCUGGGGACCUGGGGAACCAGCUGGAGGCCAAGCUGGACAAGCCCAGCGUGGUUCACUACAUCUGCUACAAAAAGACUGAUGUUUACUUCACAUUAUGGCUCAACCUGGAACUGCUGGUGCCGGUGGCCAUCGACUGCUGGAUUGACAACAUAAGGUUAGUGCUGCAUGAGGUGGAAAAUAGGGUGAUUGGUGCGAGGAGGGGUUGGGGGUAUCUGAUUUAAUUUGAGCUCUGUAUAAAGCUACUGUCAGCAUCUCUACUGGCAACUUGAUAUUAAAAAUAAAAUAAUACUAGUUUAAUACUAUUAAGUAGCUGGCUGGGUAGGCAUGAGAGAGGGAUCUGUUUUUCUGUAGCCUAGGUUGAAUAGGUUAUUUUCUGAACAUUGUACAAAUUGACCUUUUGAAUCCCCUUCUUUGUAAUCAAUAUGUUUUCAACAAUUAGUCUGUCUCUCAGAGUGUAUAGUUUAUUUAACAGUGAAGCCAUAGUGUACAACCAGUUGGGUCUUUCUUUUCUCCCCAGUUAGGCCUAGUUCCUCUUGAAAUGCAGACAUUAUACUGGAAUUAAUUCAAACAGGUGUUUUCAGAUGGGUCUCUAACCAAAAUAACUACAACAUGUCAUUGAGCUGUGGCUUUAUUCCAGGAACAACUAAUGAAUUAAUAUUGUAUACUGUAAUGUCAUUGUAAUUAAAGGUAGACUCAGCUAAAUUAGUUUGCCAUGAGCAGCACCGAGAUGCAACACUUUGCUCUCACAGUCACACACAGUAUCUGUGCCUGUGCAAGGGAUUGCUUCACGCUGUUAAAGUGUGCUAGCAUGGACCAAAACAGCAGAGAAGUUGAGCCUCGCGCUUCAACGCUCUUAGUUGUUGUGGGAAUUUACCCACUAUGCUGUUUAUUUUCUGCAUCUACGUCAUAUCGCUAAGUCUACCUUUAACUUUUCUAAUAUUCUGGCAUGUGUCUCUGUCUGUGCAUUAGACUGAUUUACAACCGCACAACAAGGCAGACAGAAGCACCUCCGGGGGUAGAUGUCAGAGUGCCUGGCUUUGGACAGACCUUCCCUCUGGAAUACCUUGACCCUAGCAACUACAGUGUUGGUGAGUGGGCCCAUCACCCUACCAUGCCUAAAGUAUCUAUUCAACAGACUCCCUAAUAGUGUGCGAGUAUCUCAGUCUUUUCUUGUGUGUGUGUUUAACUAAGCUACUAUUGUUUGUGUUGCAGGUAUGUAUUUUUUCACCAUAGUGCAGGCGCUGGUGGAGUGGGGAUACACGAGAGAUGACGAUGUUCGAGGAGCUCCGUAUGACUGGCGUAAAGCUCCAAGUAAAUCCGCCUCCUUUCAUUCUUACACACACAUUUGCUGUAGAUACAUGUCUGUCAAAGAAACAUUUGUGGUCUGAUGAACAGAGCUUGGUCUUUGGAUGGAUUGCAUGUCCUUGUGUAAGGAGCUAGCAAUGUUAUUGACACCCCCCUCAAACUCAACUCUGGACCUUGAAGCCAGUUCCACUGCUUUUUUUCAUUCUUCCCCUCUAAUCAGGGAGUCAUUUAGACCUGGGACAACAGGUGGGUGCAAUUAAUGAUCAGGUAGAACAGAGAACCAGCAGGCUCUGGACCUUGUAGGGUAAGAGUUAAAUACCCAUGACCUUGAGUCUAAGGGCCCGGGGCUGGGUUUCUACUAAGCUAACAUAUGGAAUUGUUUUAAGAUGGUCAUACCAAGGAUCAUUUAGCUAUUUGAUUUUGAAUUAUAGGACCCCUGUAGGUUUAAAAAAUAUAUACAGUACCAGUCAAAAGUUUGGACACACCUACUCAUUCCCGGGUUUUUCUUUAUUUGUACUAUUUUCUACAUUGUAGAAUAAUGAAUAGUGAAGACAUCAAAACUAUGAAAUAACACAUGGAUUCAUGUAGUAACCAAAAAAGUGUUAAACAAAUCAAAAUAUUUUUUAUAUUUGAGAUUCUUCAAAGUAGCCACCCUUUGCCUUGAUGACAGCUUUGCGCACUCUUGGCAUUCUCUCAACCAGCUUCAUGAGGUAGUUACCUGGAAUGCAUUUCAAUUAACAGGUGUGCCUUGUUAAAAGUUAAUUUGUGGAAUUUCUUUCCUUCUUAAUGCGUUUGAGCCAAUCAGUUGUGUUGUGACAAGGUAGGGUUGAUAUACAGAAGAUAGCCCUAUGUAUGGUAAGAACAGCUCAAAUAAGCAAAGAGAAACGACAGUCCAUCAUUACUUUAAGACAUCAAGGUCAGUCAAUUAGGAAAAUUAAAGAACUUUGAAAGUUUGUUCAAGUGCAGUCGCAAAAACCAUCAAGCGCUAUGAUGAAACUGGCUCUCAUGAGGACCGCCACAGGAAAGGAAGACCCAGAGUUACCUCUGGUGCAGAGGAUAAGUUCAUUAGAGUUAACUGCACCUCAGAAAUCAGCAAUUAACAGCACCUCAGAUUGCAGCCCAAAUAAAUGCUUCACGGAGUUCAAGUAACAGACACAUCUCAACAUCAACUGUUCAGAGGAGACUGUGUGAAUCCUGAGUGGCGCAGUGGUCUAAGGCACUGCAUCGCAGUGCUAACUGUGCCACUAGAGAUCCUGGUUCGAAUCCAGGCUCUGUCGCAGCCGGCCGUGACCGGGAGACUCAUGGGCGGCGCACAAUUGGCCCAGCGUCGUCCAGGGUAGGGGAGGGAAUGUAGCUCAGUUGAUAGAGCAUGGCGUUUGCAACGCCAGGGUUGUGGGUUUGAUUCCCAUGGGGGGCCAGUAUAAAAAAAAAAUUGUAUUCACUAACUGUAAGUCGCUCUGGAUAAGAGCGUCUGCUAAAUGACUAAAAUGUAAAAUGUAAAUGUAAAUGAAUCAGGCCUUCAUGGUCGAAUUGCUGCAAAUAAACCACUACUAAAGGACACCAAUAAGAAGAAGAGACUUGCUUGGGCCAAGAAACACUAGCAAUGGAUAUUAGACCGGUGGAAAUUUGUUCUUUGGUCUGGAGUCCAAAUUUGAGAUUUUUGGUUCCAACCACUGUGUCUUUGUGAGACGCAGAGUAGGUGAACGGAUGAUCUCCGCAUGUGUGGUUCUCACCAUGAAGCAUGGAUGAGGAGGUGUGAUUGUGUGGGGGUGCUUUGAUGGUGACACUGUCAGUGAUUUAUUUAGAAUUCAAGGCACACUUAACCAGCAUGGCUACCACAGCAUUCUGCAGCGAUAUGCCAUCCCAUCUGGUUUGCGCUUAGUGGGACUAUCAUUUGUUUUUCAACAGGACAAUGACCCAAAACACACAUCCAGGCUGUGUAAGGGCUAUUUGACCAAGGAGAGUGAUGGAGUGCUGCAUCAGAUGACCUGGCCUCCACAAUCACCUGACCUCAACCCAAUUGAGAUGGUCUGGGAUGAGUUGGACCGCAGAGUGAAGGAAAAGCAGCCAACAAGUGCUCAGCAAGAGUGUGCAAAGCUGUCAUCAAGGCAAAGGGUGGCUACUUUGAAGAAUCUAAAAUAUUUUGAUUGAACACUUUUUGGGUUACUACAUGAUUCCAUGUGUGUUAUUUCAUAGUUUUGAUGUCUUCACUAUUAUUCUACAAUGUAGAAAAUAGUAAAAAUAAAGAAAAACCCUUGAAUGAGUAGGUGUGUCCAAACUUUAGACUGGUACUGUGUGUGUGUGUGUGUGUGUGUGUGUGUGUGUGUGUGUGUAUAUACACACACACAGUGCCUUCGGAGAGUAUUUAGACCCGUUGACUUUUUCCACAUUUUGUUACGUUAAAGCCUUAUUCUAAAAUUGAUUAAAUGAAUAAAAAUCCUCAGCAAUCUACACACAAUACCCCAUAAAGAUAAAGCGAAAACAGAUUUUUAGACAUUUUAGCACAUUUAUAAAAAAACAAAAACAGAAAUACCUUACAUUUUACAUAGAUUUUGCAUAAACAUUUUACAUACAUGGUACUUUUAAAUAAAGCAGUCACAUAACAAUAAUACAUUACCAAACAUAAGCUCUUUAAUCCCACCCCUCAGCUACUCUCAGCCCAUCCCACCUAUCACCAUAGACCACCCUUGUUUGGUUUCCAUGUGCCAUAUAUUUUUCAAUUGUGAUGUUUUACAUAAAUGUCGAACCUUUCUAAUCGUAUAGUAUCCACAGAUUGUGAGCUAAAGAUGAAAACCUUUCCUACGAGUAUUAUUAUAUUAUUUAUUGACUGACUAUAGCUUUCCAAAUCGCCCAAUACUGCUAUUUGUAAGGUUGAUUUAAGUGUGUUAAAAAGAAAAAUGCUAUUUCAACCUCUUUGCAAUAAGGAAUUGAGACCAAAAUCUCAAGAGAAGUUUCAAGUGUUUAAUACCAAGGAUGCUGUCAGCUGAGUGCAUACAUUUAGAAAGUUCCCAACACCUCUUAUACUCUUCCCUCCUUUUGGUCACCACCCCAGCUAUACAUUUUAUGACCUUAAUGAGUUUCCCUUCUCUCCCCUAUGGAAUGUCCAUGGUCCUCUCUUUGUUUACCUACAUGUCAGAAUCACAACCCGUCCAUCUUCAUUGUCCUGGGCCUGACCCUGCUCCCUGAUCCGAGGCAAUUUCCUCUAAUCUGAUUAGGUCAACCUUUCCAAAUUAGCAUACACACAGUUUCAUGGCCUAAACUCCUUUUAAUACUCACAGUAAUCAUUCACUAAACAGCAUACAAACAAACUACAGUUUAACAGGUCCCGUGUAGCUCAGUUGGUAGAGCAUGGCGUUUGCAAUGCCAGGGUUGUGGGUUCGAUUCCCACGGGGGGCCAGUAUGAAAAUGUAUGCACUCACUAACUGUAUGUCGCUCUGGAUAAGAGCGUCUGCUAAAUGACAAAAAUGUGAACUUGAAACAUACAUUUUAACAUCAAAUCUUUUCCCAUUUAUUUUGCAACCUGUAUGGCGCAGCUGUCAACAUUUUUGUCCUCAAAUGAAACUGACGCCUUCUUCAAAACAAUUGAACCUCUCUCCUUGAAGUUGUUGAUGAUCCGAUAAAUGGUUGAUUUAGGUGCAAUCUUACUAGCAGCAAUAUCCUUGCCUGCAAAGCCCUUUUUGUGCAAAGCAAUGAUGACGGCACGCGUUUCCUUGCAGGUAACCAUGGUUAACAGAGGAAGAACAAUGAUUUCAGGCACCACCCUCCUUUUAAAGCUUCCAGUCUGUUAUUCUCACUCAAUCAGCAUGACAGAGUGAUCUCCAGCCUUGUCCUUGUCAACACUCUCACCUGUGUUAACGAGAGAAUCACUGACAUGAUGGCAGCUGGUCCUUUUGUGGCAGGGCUGAAAUGCAGUGGAAAUGUUUUUUUGGGGAAUAAGUUCAUUUUCAUAGCAAAGAGGGACUUUGCAAUUAAUUGCAAUUCAUCUGAUCACUCUUCAUGACAUUCUGGAGUAUAUGAAUAUUGCCAUCAUCAAAACUGAGGCAGCAGACUUUGUGAAAAUUUGUAUUUGUGUCAUUCUCAACUUUUGACCACGACUGUAUGGAAGGCAAACAAGUUCCCUACCUUCUCCCUUUUCCACUUGCCUCCUCCAUUUGUGGUAAUGCUGCAAUCAGUUGGUUGUAAGUUUGGAUUGAGCAGACAUUCCCAUGUAUUUUUCGAUAGCUGCGUAUGUGACAUAGCUCCACCGUUUCUAUUCAUAAUAUAAUUAAUAAAUAUAAUACCAAUUUUAAACAUUUUUUCCAUGAAGAAUGUUUUUUUUAUUAAUCAGUAUAUUUGAGUUUAACCAUAACAUUUGUUGUAAUAUUUGUUCUAUCUUUUCUGGAGGAUAAAACUGAAAUUGUAACCAGCUUUGUAUGGCUUGUUUAAGAAAGGGCAAUACUUUAAACAAUAUUUCAUUUUCAAUUUGACGGAAAUGAGAAGUUGUAAUCUGUAUAAAAGGCAAGAAGGCCAUUUGAGCCUUUCUUAAUAAUCCACUGGAGAACCAUUUUGGGUUUAAGUAUAACUUAUGUAUGAGUGAAGCUUUUAGUGAGAGGUUUAAAGCUUUAAUAUUUAAUAAUAAUUGAAGUCCCCCAAACUCAUAUUCAUUAUAUAAAUAGGCACGUUUAAUUUUGUCUGGCUUAGCAUUCCAAAUAAAAUGAAAUAUUUUUUGAACAUAUGAUUUUAAAAAAGAGUCGUCUGGAGUAGGCAGUGCCAUUAGCUCCAGAGUUCCUCUGUGGAGAUGGGAGAACCUUACAGAAGGACAACCAUCUCUGCAGCACUCCACAAAUCAAACCUUUAUGGUAGAGUGGCCAGACGGAAGCCGCUCCUCAGUAAAAGGCACAUGACAGCCCGCUUGGAGUUUGCCAAAUGACUAUCAGACCAUGAGAAACAAGAUUCUCUGGUCUAAUGAAACCAAGAUUGAACUCUUUGGCCUGAAUGCCAAGCGUCACGUCUGGAGUAAACCUGGCACCAUCCCUACGGUGAAGCAUGGUGGUGGCAACAUGCUGUGGGGAUGUUUUUCAGCGGCAGGGACUGGGAGACUAGUCAGGAUCGCGGCAAAGAUGAACGGAGCAAAGUACAGAGAGAUCCUUAAAGCAAACCUGCUCCAGAGCGCUCAGGACCUCAGACUGGGGUGAAGGUUCACCUUCAACAGGACAACGACCCUAAGCACACAGCCAAGACAACGCAGGAGUGGCUUCGGGACAAGUCUCAAUGUCCUUGAGUGGCCCAGCCAGAGCCCGAACUUGAACCUGAUCGAACAUCUCUGAAAAAACCUGAAAAUAGCUGUGCAGCAACGCUCCCCAUUCAACCUGACAGAGCUUGAGAGGAUCUGCAGAGAAGAAUGGGAGAAACUCCCCAAAUACAGGUGUGCCAAACUUGUAGCGUCAUACCCAAGAAGUCUCAAGGCUGUAAUUGCUGCCAAAGGUGCUUCAACAAAGUACUGAGUAAAGGGUCUGAAUACUUAUGUAAAUGUGAUAUUUCAGUUUACUAUUUUUAAUAAAUUAGCAAAAGUCUAAACCUGUUUUUGCUUUGUCAUUAUGGGGUAUUGUGUGUAGAUUGAUGAGGGGAAAAAACUAUUUAAUCCAUUUUAGAAUAAGGCUGUAACGUAACAAAAUGUGGAAAAAGGUCUGAAUACUUUCCGAAUGCACUGUAUAUUCUUAUUUUUAUUUAUUUGAUGAAACAUUGUAUUUGGCCUUACGGCUAUUAGCCCAUAGAAACACAUUAAAUAACAAAUUCAUACAUUGAAAAACAGUAAAAAAAUUAUCAAAAGGAAGUAUGUUUUGACGUUUCUGGCCUAUAUGUGGGAUAUAUGAAACAUUAUAAAAUAUAUACAUGUAUAUAUAUUUGGGAACAUGAAAUUACCCGUACCUUUGAUGUGGAAAUGCCCUAUUCCAGGUCACAGUUGUAAAUGAGAACUUGUUCUCAACUGGCCUACCUGGUUAAAUAAAGGUGAAAUAAAAUUUAAUAAAUUAACUUCCAUAAAAAUGUUUUAGCCUGGUACAUAACAGUACUUGUGGGGGUCGUAGAGCAAAACGGAGAACAAUUGUGUUCGUGAGUCAUCUUGCCAUAAAGGGGUCAUAUUAAUUUGUAUCCCAAACUGUUCGGACACUACAGACGUUUUCAUGAGAAGACCGAUUUUCGGGAUGUCACCUGGUCUGACAAACACCGCUGUAGCUCUGCCACCUUCCACCGCAGAUGUGGAAGGUCGACAUCUGUAGCUUAAAACAGACAUUUUUUUACUGGGAUAAAAAAAAAACGCUAAUUACAUUUCCGCGGGGGCACGGACAUCGACUAUAGGUUAAUAGUUUUCAUUGUCAGGUUGUUUUUAGCCUUCUAUUCUUACCUAAUUUCGGUCCAGUCAUUGCAAUUAUGAGCGACAUUUAAGAGGAAAAGGAAAGAUGGGUGUUGAUUAAGACCUUUUAGAUGUAUUGGAUAUAUACUGAACAAAAAUAUAAAUGCAACAAUUAACGAUUUUACUGAGUUACAGUUCAUAAGGAAAUCAGUCAUUUGAAAUCAAUUCAAUAGGCUCUAAUCUAUGGAUUUCACAUGACUUGGCAGGGGCGCAGCCAUGGGUGGGCCUGGGAGGCCAUAGGCCUGUAUUCAAUUCUCUGGCAACAGCUCUGGUGGACAUUCCUGCAGUCAUCAUGCCAAUUGCACGCUCCCUCAACAUGAGACAUCUGUGGCAUUGUGUUGUGACAUAACUGCACAUUUUAGAGUGGCCUUUUAUUGUCCCCAGCAGAAGGUGCACCUGUGUAAUGAUCAUGCUGUUUAAUCAGUUUCUUGAUAUGCCACACCUGUCAGGUGGAUGGAUUAUCUUGGCAAAGGAGAAAUGCUCACUAACAGGGAUGUAAACAAAUUUGUGCACAAAAUCUGAGAGAAAUAAGCUUUUUGUGCGUAUGGAAAAUGUCUGUGAUCUUUUAUUUCAGCUCAUGAAACAUGGAACCAACACUUUACAUGUUGCGUUUAUAUUUUUGUUCAGUGUAUAUAUAAAGUAUUGUUAUACUAAUCUCAGUAGUUUUUGAAUGAUCAGUCUCAUGCACGCACGCACGCACCCCCCCCCCUUUUUUUUAUAUGAUUUUAACAGAUGAGAACAAAGCCUACUUCAUGAGUCUGCAACAGAUGAUUGAGGAGAUGGCAGAGAAGGCUGGGGGUCCGGUUGUCCUGAUGGCCCACAGCAUGGGGAACAUGUACACCCUGUAUUUCCUGAACCAUCAGCCCCAGGCCUGGAAGGAUCGCUACAUCAAGUCCUUUGUGUCCCUGGGUGCACCUUGGGCUGGUGUGGCUAAAACCCUGAGAGUUGUGGCUACUGGUAAGAGUUUGCAUAGGCAUGUCUGAACCACAGUAGUAGAGUUACUGUGGGCUGCAUACUAUUUGUAAUGUCUAGCAACCAUGUAUUUUAUUAUAUCUACACUAUUGCAUUGGUUUAUGUCUCUUUCCUUGCAGGUGAUAAUAACCGUAUCCCAGUCAUCAGUUCACUAAAGAUCCGCUCACAACAGCGCUCUGCAGUCUCAACCACAUGGCUGUUCCCAUACUCACAUUCCUGGCCUGCUGACAAGGUGCUAAUCCAAACACCCACCACCAACUACACAGUGAAAGACUACCAACACUUCUUCAAGGAUAUCGACUUUGAAGACGGCUGGGAGAUGCGUCAAGACACUGAACCACUGGUCAGUGCACUAGAGCCCCCCAGGGUGGCCAUACACUGUCUGUAUGGCAGCAGAGUGCCCACAGCGGAGGGUUUUCUCUACACCAACUUUCCUGAUACAGACCCCACACUGAUUCUCGGAGAUGGGGAUGGUACGGUCAACCUGCUGAGUGCCACCCAGUGCAAGCGUUGGAUAGGCCACCAGACUCAGCCUGUCCAUAUGCUUGAACUGGAGGGGAAUGAGCAUGUGGCCAUGUUGCUCAACUUUACCACAGUAACCUACAUCAAGACCGUGCUCUUUGGCCCCUGAGCGACCUCAACUAACUACUGCCCCUCAGCUUGCUGUCUGAUGUGACAAAUUCACAAAGAUGAAGAACUGGGAUAGUACAGAGAGAAGACAACUGAUAGGCUUUUGGACACAUGACGGUCUGAGCCUGAGGAGGAAGUGAUGGCGGCAGUAAAAUGUUUUAUCCUAUUUUAUUAUGAAUUAUCCCCUCAGCAGACGAUUGCUGUUUGUUCCCCUUAAUGUCGAUCAAAAUUUUACUAUGUUAAUUGAUCAUAUUUGGAAAGGACUUUCCCACUUAAGACUCAAGAUUACCAGGUUGUUUCCUGUUGUGCUGAACCAAAAAAGAUUUACUAUGUGAUCCUCAGAAUUAGCAGUAUGUCCAAUAUUGAGCUGUGAUGAAUUAAGAACAUCAGGGGCUUUUUGUGGAGGCUAGAUUGUUUACAGCACAGGGAGAUGCCGUCUGAUCAGCUUGAUUGUAACUACAGUGGGGAAAAAAAGUAUUUAGUCAGCCACCAAUUGUGCAAGUUCUCCCACUUAAAAAGAUGAGAGAGGCCUGUAAUUUUCAUCAUAGGUACACGUCAACUAUGACAGACAAAUUGAGAAGAAAAAAUCCAGAAAAU
Molecule: messenger RNA, 11216 nt
Organism: Coregonus sp. 'balchen'
Lineage: Eukaryota; Metazoa; Chordata; Actinopteri; Salmoniformes; Salmonidae
Source: the annotation of a GenBank genome assembly